Molecule: messenger RNA, 1971 nt
Organism: Pieris napi
Lineage: Eukaryota; Metazoa; Arthropoda; Insecta; Lepidoptera; Pieridae
Product: acetyl-CoA acetyltransferase A, mitochondrial-like
Exons: 2
Coding region: 627-1808 (393 amino acids)
Biological process (GO): fatty acid beta-oxidation
Molecular function (GO): acetyl-CoA C-acetyltransferase activity
Source: RefSeq, a predicted model, not a curated record
GGGUAGCGACUCUCGCUAGGGCUCAGUACGUUGGAGAUGUCUGCCGACUCCUGCGUGGGGUUAGGUACCUGAGGACAAUGGCGCAUAAUUUACAAAAUUAUAUAAAUAUUUUUUUUACGUUAAACCUAAAACAUAGUUGUAGAUUACCAGUGAUUGAAGGAAUGAGUUAGAACUAUUUUCUAAGUAAAAACUUGCAAAAUCAAUUUAAAAAAUACUUUUAUCUAUAGAAAACUACACUAACGUAAGUAGAUUAAUAUUGUAACGUUGUAUCUGUUUGACCGAAAUUAUAGAUCUAAAAAAAUAAGUUAUGUUGAGAAAGAAUUCAUUCUAACUUUAAGAUAACACCAUUAUCAAUAUUCGAACGAACGACGUUUCAGAGAAUAUAUUAUGUUAUACAAAUCACUUGAUAUGUUACUGGGUCGUACAAGGACAUUCUCCAUAAAUUGAUAAUGCCUAUUAUCUAAUACGAGGUAGUUGUAUGUAUGUACUGCGUAAUAGAAUAUUCCAUAGUGCAAUGUAUUUGCAUCAUUCAAUGCCAUUCAGUACUUGAGCAUUGAACGAUGUAAUUUAUUCUUAGAAUUUAUGAAUUGUGUUUUGUUGUGGAUCAGUUUUAGGAUUGUUCAACAAUGUCGAAGAUUGCUCUUAGCGAGGCGGUAAUAGUGUCUGCUGUCCGUACUCCGAUCGGAUGUUUUCGAGGCAGAUUGUCCACUCUCACCGCCACCGAACUAGGCGGUAUGGCCAUUAAGGGCGCCGUUGAGCGGGCCCACAUAUCACCCGAAGAAGUGCAGGAGGUUUUCAUAGGCAACGUGUGCUCAGCGUAUUUGAGACAAGCGCCAGCUCGUCAGGCCGCAGUUAACGGCGGCCUACCUGCAAGCACAGUUUGCACCACAAUUAAUAAGGUGUGCUCAUCGGGUCUUAAAGCCGUGACAUUGGCUGCGCAAGCGCUACAGACUAGGACUCACGAUGUGGUCCUAGCCGGAGGUAUCGAGUCCAUGUCGAAUGUUCCGUUCUACUUGCGGCGCGGUGACACCCCGUACGGCGGGCUGCAACUCGUGGAUGGCAUCCUUCACGACGGCCUGACUGAUGUCGAGCAUAACAUACACAUGGGGGACUGCGGCGAAUACGUCGCCAACAAGUUUAAAAUCCCGAGGUGCGAGCAGGACGACCACGCCGUUGACACUUACGAGAGGACUAUCGCUGCCUACGAGGAUAACGUUUUCGCGGAGGAAAUUAUCCCCGUCACGGUGCCGCAGACGAAGGGAGCGCCGGUUGUCGUGGCCGAGGAUGAUGAAUAUAAGAAGUUCAAUUUCGAGACAUUUACAAAAUUGCAACCGGCAUUUCAGAAUGGAGGCACGAUAACCGCUGGAAACUCGGCCAGUCUCAACGAUGGAGGGGCUGCCGUGCUGAUGAUGACGUCGGAAGCUGCCGUCAGACUAAAAGUGGAGCCGCUGGCCAGGGUAGUGGGGUACGCGGACGCCGAGCGGGAACCUAUCGAGUUUCCUGUUGCACCGGCCGACGCUAUUACUAAACUACUAGAGAAAACCGGGGUUUCAAAGGAGAGUGUAUCCCUGUGGGAGAUAAACGAGCCGUUCAGCGUUGUGGGGAUCGCUAACCGGCGUAUAUUGGACUUAGAGGAUAGCAUUGUCAACGUGCACGGAAGUGCGGUGAGCCUCGGUCACCCAUUGGGCAUGUCUGGUACACGACUCGUAGCCCAUCUCAGCCACGUACUGCGUCGCGGACAGCUGGGCGUGGCCACCACGUGUAACGGCGGUGGGGGGGCCACCGCCCUAAUGAUAGAGAAGAUAUAGAUACUGUAGUCCAAUGGAAUGAAAAUUGCAUUCAAGGCUAUUAUUAUUUUAUUACAAAAUGUUUAGAUACAUUCAAUACGAGCGGUAUUUGUGUAAUGGUGGUCUGGUUUUUACAUUACUUUAAUAGUUUUGAGAUAAAGCAGUAAUAAAUAACAGAAAUUAA